Messenger RNA from Scleropages formosus (Asian bonytongue), 2495 nucleotides. RefSeq names its product electron transfer flavoprotein dehydrogenase (gene etfdh). Gene Ontology annotation, cellular component: mitochondrial inner membrane. Gene Ontology annotation, molecular function: iron-sulfur cluster binding; electron-transferring-flavoprotein dehydrogenase activity. The record is from RefSeq and is a predicted model, not a curated record. The coding region runs from base 469 to 2331 and encodes 620 amino acids. The transcript is spliced from 13 exons. Gene Ontology annotation, biological process: electron transport chain. NCBI's taxonomy places the organism in Eukaryota, Metazoa, Chordata, Actinopteri, Osteoglossiformes, Osteoglossidae.
CAUGGUCUUUUCGAUAACCAGUCGGCGCCCCUGGCCUUUCCAAUCACACAUUAUGACUCUUUUAAGCAAUGAAACUACUUUAACUAUAGCCCUUUUCAAAAACUGCCCUAACUUCGCCAUACAUUCGAUUUACACGGUGUACUUUUAUGAAACCACAUCACCCAAACUGCGUUGCGAUAACCCAGUUAGCGUCCUUCCUAUCCAAGCAAGAUGGCUUCCCAUUAAAACUCCAUUAACCACAGCCCUCUGCGACGUCUAUUCUCGCAUUUCCGGUCCGGUCAAGGUGGCUUCCUCUCCUAAUCUUCGUUUUGUAACGGCAGGGCCAAGAGUGAUCUUUCACUCCAGUUAAAACGGUUACUUAGCGACGUGCAGUCGCUCUACUUGUCUAGAUGGCAUCUUCAACAUAACUAUUUUUAAAAGCUAUAACAUUAGAGGUAGCACUUCUUCGACCUCAGCCUGGUCUCCGUGAUGUUUCCAGUUAAGAAGAUUUCCCAAACCGCACGGAAGUACGUGCGCAUUCUGAAGGCCUUUCAAGGGGAGUGUCUGCCGUCCUACCUGUGUGCAUCGAGAUGGUCCUCCACGACAGCCCCAGCACCGCGCAUCACCACACACUACUCCGUCUGUCCCAGGGACAAGGACGCACGUUGGGAAGGUGUGACGAUGGAGCGCUUCGCCGACGAGGCCGAUGUCGUGAUUGUGGGCGGCGGCCCUGCCGGUCUCUCGGCCGCCAUCCGUCUGAAGCAGCUGGCCAACCAGCACGACAAGGAGCUGCGGGUGUGUGUGGUGGAGAAGGCCUCUCAGAUCGGUGCUCACAUCCUGUCCGGAGCCUGCCUGGAGCCGAGUGCCCUCAUCGAGCUUAUUCCGGACUGGAAAGAGAGAGGAGCCCCUCUAAAUACACCAGUUACAGAAGACAAGUUUGGAAUUUUAACAAAAAAGUAUAGAAUCCCAGUUCCAAUUCUCCCUGGGCUCCCCAUGAACAACCAUGGGAACUACAUAGUUCGCCUGGGACAUCUUGUACGCUGGCUGGGGGAGCAGGCAGAGGAGCUUGGCGUGGAGCUGUACCCUGGUUACGCUGCUUCGGAGGUUCUGUUUCACGAAGACGGCAGCGUGAAGGGAAUCGCUACAAACGAUGUGGGAAUUUCUAAAGACGGAUCACCCAAGGACGUGUUUGAGAGAGGAAUGGAGCUCCACGCCAAGGUGACGGUGUUCGGCGAAGGCUGUCACGGACACUUAGCGAAGCAGCUUUACAAGCGUUUCAAGCUGCGAGAGAAUUGUGAACCUCAGACGUACGCCAUCGGGCUGAAGGAGUUGUGGCUUAUUGAUGAGAAGAACUGGAGACCCGGGAGGGUGGAGCACACUGUCGGCUGGCCCCUGGACAGGAACACGUAUGGAGGCUCGUUUCUCUACCACUUGGAUGAAAAGGAGCCAUUGGUGGCCUUGGGCCUUGUGGUUGGUUUGGAUUAUCAGAACCCUUAUCUGAGCCCCUUCCGGGAGUUCCAGCGAUGGAAGCACCACCCGUCCGUGGCCUCCACCCUGAAGGGAGGCAGCAGGAUCUCAUACGGAGCCAGGGCCCUGAAUGAGGGUGGGUUCCAGUCCGUGCCCAAACUCACCUUCCCUGGUGGUGUACUGAUAGGGUGCAGCCCCGGGUUCAUGAACGUCCCCAAGAUCAAAGGCACCCACACGGCCAUGAAGAGUGGCAUGCUGGCCGCCGAGUGCAUUUUCCAGACGAUCACAGAUGAAAAUUUUGAGUCCAGGACAGCCGGAAUUCACGUUCCAAAAUACGAGGAGAGCUUGAAAAACUCUUGGGUCUGGAAGGAGUUGUACUCUGUGAGGAACAUCAGACCUUCAUUCCACAGUUACUUUGGACUGUAUGGAGGAAUGAUCUACACUGGCAUCUUUUAUUGGAUCUUAAGAGGGAAGGAACCAUGGACUUUGAAACACAUCGGUGAGGACUCGAAUCAGCUGAAGCCUGCAAAGGACUGCACCCCAAUCGAGUACCCGAAACCUGAUGGCAAACUGAGCUUUGACCUGCUUUCUUCCGUUGCUCUGAGCGGGACCAACCACGAGCAUGACCAGCCCCCCCACCUCACCCUCAUGGAUGACAGCGUUCCUGUGGCCAAGAACCUGGCCGUCUACGAUGGACCCGAGCAGCACUUCUGUCCAGCAGGAGUGUACGAGUAUGUGCCCCUCGAGUCCGGAGACGGCAUGAGGUUGCAAAUCAACGCACAGAACUGCGUCCACUGCAAGACGUGUGACAUCAAGGACCCGAGUCAGAACAUCAACUGGGUGGUCCCUGAAGGAGGCGGGGGUCCAGCUUACAACGGCAUGUGACCUGAGUGAGGUCCAGUCUUAGUACACUGACUGCAGGUUUCUUUUUCUGUAAAUGCAGACCUUUACAAUAUGCCUUUAUUUUAAUAAAUGUUCUGUAUCAAUAUCAGAAGAAAUGUUCUCCAUUAUGUUAAAUUUUAAAAUAAACCCAUAAGUAAUUUUGAUUG